GACGAGCCGUUAGGUUGCCUUCGAAGCGUCAAGAUGAUUUUUAGAAAGGUCAAACGACGUCGUUUGAAGCGCCAACCCCUCCUUAAUCCCCCGACCAGGCUUCGGAAACGAUACGCCUUCAUCAAUCGAAACUCUUCUGCUCUUCGUUCUACAUUGCUUACCGUCGUCGGAUACCUUCAAGAACUACCACACAUCUCUUUGCCAUGGAGAACAUUGGAGCAAGUAGCGGGUUCCAGUACAAGAGAAGAAGAAUUCUAACCCAAACACAAAGGGAGGAGAUGGAGAAUGAAAACCAGAUUUCUGCUGAGGUAACUCCAUCUGUGGAUGGUCAAUCGUUCCUGGAUGCUGCGGAAAUUGAGGUUCCAGCGUUGGAUUGCACCAUUGAUAUUGAUAAAAUACCUGGAAUGAAGUUAACCCUGAAAUCUUCUUUGGGGGAGUUCCAGAAUCUGAUGGAAGAAGGACUUGGUGAUCAUCCAGAAGUUCUUCAUUUGUUUAGGACUUCCACCCCUUUUUCUCAUUUUUUGGAUGUUGAGUGUAUUCCUCCUCCUCUGUUCCUAUGGCAACUCAUUGCGAGGGAAGCCAAAAUAAAGAGGAAAGGAGAGAUGUGGUUCGUUUUCAAAGGAGUUCCUGUCAGGUACUCCUUGAGGGAGUUUUCACUCAUUAGCGGCAUCAACUGCUCUCCCCUUAACGCCGGCUUUGAAAAUUCCAAGGAAUUAACCUCUGCAAAGAAUGAUUUCAUUCGUGCUCACUUUCCUUCAGCAAAGAAGGGAAAGAAAUCCGCUGCAGUCACAUACAAGAUGGUUGUGAAGCGUUUCUUGGAAAUUUGUAAAGGACUGGACAUGGAAAAGAAGAAAGAAGGCCAGGAGAUGGUUGCUGUGAAAAUGGCAGCACUUUUGUUUGUUGUUGUUGUUGUUCUCUUGGGUCCUGCUGAUCGAGACAAAUCUGCAAUUCCAGAUUGGAUUCUGGGCAUGAUUGCACAGUGGACAGCAGUUCUAGGUUUCCCAUGGGGAACUUGGGCAUUUAUGGAGUCCUUGGGGUCACUGAGGAAAGACCUAGCUGCUAAGGCCAAAUCAAUUGGAAGAGGGGCCUCAUCAACCAUGUACUAUACUAGUUUCUUGCUUCCCAUUGGGAUCCUUUUUCUGGAGAGUUGCUUGGGGACUGGAGCAAAUAUUACAACAAGAAGUCCACAGACAUCCCCAGCUAGGCCAAGAAUCUGCCUUUGGGGUGAGAUUCCAAUAAAGAAGAAAAUCACCCACACAGAAAUGGAUGCUUACGUUGAGGACGUGCAGUCUCUAAAGAGCAUUCUUGUUCCCGACAAGUUUGAGGCAACUGCAGAGUGGUAUUUGAACUUCCAGCCUCUAGAGACCACAAAACACCCCGAGUUGGAUGCAUUUGUGGCAAAAUUAGAGUGUAGAGGGGAAGUCCACAUUCCGGUGGAGAGGAAGAGAAAAGCCCGGAAUGUCCCUUCACCAACAAGAGAUAAUUCUGAAGAGCGUAAUGAGCACAUCUCCUCUCCCCAAGAAUCUCAGAGGAGUCAGAGCCUUAGGGAAUCUCCUUCUAGAGUCUCCCAUUCCAACAUCCCAAAUCCAUCGUCUCCUAACCCUCACCCCGCCAAGCCUUCAUCCAAUACCUUUCAAGAACUCUUUGAUCGAAUGUCAAAGAAAAUUGAUAACAUUGCAGAAGAACAAAGAAAGAGGUUUGAAGUGCUUGAAAAAAAAGUUGAUGCUUUGUCAACUUUAAUAAAUCAAAAGAUUGUGAAUAAGGUGGAUGUAACUGAAUCAGGAGAAGAACCAACCAAGAAUCAGCAGGAGGUGCCAGAGACGAAAAUCAUGGGUGAUUGUGAGGAGACUGAGGCACGAAAUCCUUCCCCUGACCAUAAGGUUUCUCCAAGACUUGGUAUUCUCCAAAUUGUUGGGGAAAUUAAACAAGACCACCAGAAUCAACCUUCAACUCUUUCUGAUUCUGUUCUUAGUUUGGAGAACAGGAAGGCUGAGUCUACCCACGAGACAAUGGGAACAGAAGAUGCUACCUCAAUGAAGCCUCUGCAAGAAAUGGUUGAGCCUAGCCAUGAGGUCAUGGAAACAGACGCUGCUGCUGCUUCUAUGAAACCUCUGCAGCCUCUGCAGGAAAUGGUUGAGCCUAGCCAUGAGGUCAUGGAAACACACGAUGCUGCUUCUAUGAAAACUCAGCAGGACAUGGUUGUUUCUCCCCCGAAGGAAUUGGGAGAAGAGGCUGAAAUUACUGAUGGAAUUGUGUAUGGAAAGAGAGUGAAAAAGAAGUCAGCCAGUUUGAAGUCUCCUUAUACAGCGGACGGGAGGAAGAAAAAGAAAGCCGAUGAGCUCUUAUCUAAGCCGCCAACUAAAGCAGAUCUUUUGCAAUUUAAGAGUUUCAUCGUAAAAGCAAUUAAAGAUGACCGCCCUGUACAAUGCUACCUUGCCCAAUACAAGGAGAUUCAGGAUUUUGUGAAAACGUUCUGGACUGACCUUAUCACUCCAGAUUUUUUUGUAGCAGAUACUCAUCUGAGUGAGUACCUUUACGUCCUGAGAAGAUGUUUAUGCAAUGACGAUGGAGACUCAUGCAUUGCGCCUCUUGAAUUCAACAAUUACGUGAACUCUUAUGCGCAUGACUCAGAGUGGCCUGUUUUGUCUGGACCCCUUGAAAAGAUUGUGGAUGGUACAUACAACGAGGGGCCGGAAGCAUUUAAAACCAAAGCUUGGAAUAAGAACACUAAGUACGUAUAUUAUUUGAAAGGCACGGAGUCACAUUGGUUCUGUAUCAAGGCUGACUUUGAGAGGUGCCGCCUCGUCGUGCUUGACUCCCUUAGGAGGAUAACUUCAAUUGAGAGGAUGGAUGGUUUGCUGAAGGAUGAUCUUAUAGGGUUUAAAGGCAUUGCUGGAAUUAGAGAAAUCGGCAAGCACGGAUAUGCCGAUUGGGAAAUUGAAUACUGCACAGUACCCCAACAGAUUGAUUGUGACUGCGGCAUCUUCGCGGAAAAAAUAAGGGAUGCUUAUACCGGCACGGUCAUUUAUUCUCGCUAUCAUCCACGGGAGGAGAGAUUGGAUAUAUAUACUCGGAUUGGGUGCUAUCCAGUCCGAGUUGUUCUUGGAGAUGACGGCAAGCAUCGAAUCGCUGCCGAGAAUGGAUGGAGAUACUUUCUCCAUGACCACCACUGCCAAAAUCUUUGGCAUAUUCUGUUCAAAAAAUUAUCAGAGGCAGCAUACCAAGCCAUUUUGAUUUCGACCCUUGGUUCAGAAGUUGACUACCCAAUAAGAAUUCCUGAUUAUGAUUCUGAUGCAGAUGAUGUUACAGAUGAUGAUGAUGACGUCUUUGUUUGCAAGUUGGAAGAAUCGCACUUUCGGGAGUCAUCCGAGAAGCUGGCCUUAAGUGACAAAUUUUGCGAAGCAAAUGGCUUUGUAGAGGGAAAAACAGAUGUCACUCUCAUAGGACCCAACAUGCAGCCCGUGGUCUGCACACUCAAGGUUGAUUGUUUUGGUGAUGGGUUCGUGAAGAGAAUGUGGCGUUACUUUGUUGAUUUGAAUGGUUUGGGGUGGGGAACAACACCUUUAUGGUGGGAGUUUACCGUCAUCACAGACGGCUAUAACAAUCUAUGCCUGUGCGUUCUGAACAAGCGAGUGCUUGCACGCAAGCGCUACGCAAUAGCUUCUAAACGCGUUCCCAAAUCUUAUCGUUUUGCUGUGCUUUCAAAUUAGGUUGCCGAUUUGCAGAACGAAUGUGUAGUGUGCGUACGAUUGAGGAGCUGAAAGGCAUGAAAUCGUUAAUUUCGGGUCGGGUCAAAAAAGGGGGAAAACUGAAAUAGUUAAUUUCGGGGCGGGUCAAAAAAGGGGGGAAAUUGUU
This is a messenger RNA of Cuscuta campestris, 3855 nucleotides long. NCBI's taxonomy places the organism in Eukaryota, Viridiplantae, Streptophyta, Magnoliopsida, Solanales, Convolvulaceae. The record is from the annotation of a GenBank genome assembly.